AUGCAUCGACUCGGUGGCGUAGGCCUGGCCGCCUUUGACCGCCAGAAGCUACACGAACGCUCCUUCGCGGAACUCUCCACGGAGAUUUCGCAGGCGCAGGUGGACCUCCUCCAUGCCCAGAUGGCCCAGUUCCGCAGCGCACUCGCGCACUACGCCACGACAUCCCGCGACUCCAUCCGGACCGACCCCCAGUUCCGGCACGCCUUCCAGCGGAUGUGCUCCUCCAUCGGCGUCGACCCCCUCGCCGGCCCCCGCAAGGGCGGCUGGUGGGCCGAGAUCCUCAACCUCGGCGACUGGCAGUACGAGCUCGGCGUGCAGAUCGUCGACGUGUGCGUCAGCACCCGUGAGCGCAACGGCGGGCUCAUCGAGAUGAGCGAGCUCGUCCGUCUCGUCAGCAAGCUCCGCGGGCUCGAGGGUGGCGUGAUUACGGAGGACGACGUGUUGAGGAGCAUCCGGACGCUGAAGCCCCUCGGUGCGGGCUAUGAAGUAAUCGAAGUGGGUGGAGGGAAGAAGAUGGUCAGGAGCGUGCCGAAGGAGCUCGAUGCAGACCAGGCGAUCGUCCUUGACAUAGCGCAGGAGGGAGGCGGCCGUGUCUCGGAAGAGCUCUUAGUCCAGAGGAGAGGGUGGACUCCCGAGCGUGCAAGAGCGGCGCUGGAGAACAUGCUGCUCCGAGAUGGUUUGUGCUGGCUCGAUGAGCAAGAUGAGGUUGAUGGUGUCGCCUAUUGGGUGCCGUCUGCGAUGCACUGGGACGAAUAA
Molecule: messenger RNA, 756 nt
Organism: Fibroporia radiculosa
Lineage: Eukaryota; Fungi; Basidiomycota; Agaricomycetes; Polyporales; Fibroporiaceae
Exons: 1
Coding region: 1-756 (251 amino acids)
Biological process (GO): protein transport to vacuole involved in ubiquitin-dependent protein catabolic process via the multivesicular body sorting pathway
Cellular component (GO): ESCRT II complex
Source: RefSeq, a predicted model, not a curated record